UAGUUCAGACAGUGUACCACAAGCUCCAGAAGGCAGAAAGUUAUAAGCAGGUUCAAACGGAUGCAUGUGCUCCUUGUCUUUGUACUGAUUCCGACAGGCACUAUUGACCUCUUAAAGCAUCUUAAGUGUUUGAGUGGGCUACCGUUAUGAGGGAUUCCUCGUUUUAAAUGGAGGUGCCCUUGUACUAAGAUCAUUGGAAGCUAAAUAACUGCUUGUAGGGCUAUCUGGCCAUCUUGAUGCUGGGAUUUCAUUCUCUUUUGGAUUACAUAAUGACAAAUAUAUUCGUUGUCGUUUCCUUCGUGUACAUUCUUCUUGGAAUGAAUCAGGUGACAGGAAUAAAUCUGAAAUAUAUCCCUGAUCCACCAAGCCUUAGUAUCCAAGACAAGAUACACAAAGUAAAUGCCAACAACACUUUAGAACUUACAUGCAGGGGGCAUCAAUUUUUGGACUGGACGUGGCCCAGGAAUAGGAUCAGUUUCGAACACAGGAUAUCAGUGACUGAUUGUAGUGGAUCAGGUCUCUUCUGCAAGAAGCUUGUUCUGACCAAAGCUGUUGCCAGUGACACUGGAGAUUACAGGUGUUCCUAUAGAGAUUUACCUGUUGAAGAUGGGAAAACAUCUGCUAGCGUCUACGUCUUUAUCCAAGACUACAGAGCACCAUUUGUCAGCUCUUCCAUUUUUGAGGCUGUGUAUAUAGAGGAAAAUACACCAGUGGUUGUACCAUGUUUAGGAUCUGUAGAAUAUCUCAAUGUGACAUUAUAUACGAAAUACCCUGGAAAAGUGUUUGUUCCUGAUGGGAAAACCAUUUACUGGGAUAGCCGAAGAGGAUUCAUUAUUCCCAGUUACUUAAUCAGCUAUGCAGGGAUGGUGUUUUGUCAAACGACAAUAGAAAAUGAAAUUUACCGGUCCCAAUUAUACAUGCUUACAGUUGUUGGGUACAAGAUUCACGAGCUCUCUGUGACCCCUCAACACCAGGUGGAGUUAGCAGUAGGAGAUAAGCUGGUAUUAAACUGCACUGCUAAAACAGAAUUUAAUGUGGGGAUCGACUUUAAAUGGAAAUACCCAGCUUCAAAGGAGAACCGAUCAGUAAACGACACCAAUAAGAAAAAGUCAUCAAAGGUGUUGGAACUGUCAAGCACCCUGACUGUUCUGAAUGUAACGUUGAAUGACACUGGGGAUUAUAUUUGCACUGCAUCGAGUGGACGCAUGGAAAAGACUAACAAAACUACCGUGAAAGUUUAUGCAAAGCCUUUCAUCGCUAUUGAUUAUAAUUCUGUCUCUGUCAUUGAGGCAAAGUUGGGUGAUCGUCUCCUAAGAAUACCAGUCAAUUUUACUGCCUACCCUCUGCCAGAAGUGAAAUGGUAUAAGAAUGGGAUGUCAGUUUACAGAGAUGAACUGCGGUACAGGAUUAAAAGCAAUGGCUACACGUUGACUAUCCAUGAUGUUACUGAGAGGGAUGCUGGGAAUUACACCGUCGUGCUCAGUAACCCAGCAACUAAAGAGGAGCACAGCCGGACAUUUCAGCUCGUGGUGAACGUUUCCCCACACAUUUAUGAGAAGGAAGUGGCUCAUGACACUGAUUUCUACCAGUAUGGCAGCAGCCUGACCCUCAGAUGCACAGCUCGCGGGGUUCCAUCCCCAGUAAAGAUGAAGUGGCAGUGGAUAGCACAAGAGAACUGCCCCUUAAACGACCCUCAAGGAGUUUAUCGAACACCAUUCAAAUUCUAUGAGUGUAAAGACUGGCGGGACAUCACAAAUGACACAGGCAAGAAUCCGAUUGACAGCCUUGUUACCCGGACAGAUAUAAUAGAUGGAGUGGCUAAGACAGUGAGCACACUGAAGAUUCAGACAGCAAAUGCUCCUGCCAUGUACAGAUGUUUGGCCACUAACAAAGUUGGACAAGAUGAGAGGGUGAUCUUCUUUCAUGUAACAAGGGGUCUGGAAAUGAGCAUGCUACCUGCUGAUCCCAUAGAGUGGGACCAUGUUGCUCUGAAGUGCAAAGCAGACAGGCUGACUUACAGGAACCUGAAGUGGUACAGGAUGGAAAAUAAUGUCUUACCAUUCCAGCACAUAGGCCUCGCUGUGCUACCAUGUAAACACCUCAGCCUUCCUGAGGAGAGUCUGAGUGAGACCACCAGUCACCUGACAGGAGAGAAUGUCACUCUAGAGCUGAGCUUCAAGAACAUCUCCAGUCAGGAAGAGGGGGUGUACAUCUGCCAGGCAGAGAAUAUAAACACUGGAGUGAAGCACUGCCUUAUCAAGAGACUCUCUGUGAAAGAUCUACAGGCCCCAGCAGUUCUGACAAAUUUGACUGACCAGAGUGUGAAUAUCAGUGAAACAAUUGCACUGACCUGCAACGUGAGUGGGACACCGAUACCAAAUAUCACAUGGAUGAAAAAUAACAAGUCACUGAUAGAGGACUCUGGUAUUGUUCUCACACAACAGAACAGAACUCUCACAAUCCAGCGAGUCAAGAAGGAAGACAGAGGCCUUUACAUCUGCAUGGCCUGUAAUAACCAGGGAUGUCACAUGACACAGGCCUAUCUCAAAGUUGAAGGUGCAGAGGAGAAGACAAACGUGGUGCUCAUUAUCCUUAUUGGCAGCGGGGUGAUUGCCAUGUUCUUCUGGCUUCUUCUAGUGUUCAUCAUCCGAACCAUAAAGAGGUCCAGUGGAGGGGAACUAAAGACAGACUACUUGUCAAUCAUUGUUGAUCCCGAUGAAGUACCUAUGGACGAGCAGAGCGAGCGACUGACAUACGAUGCCAGUAAAUGGGAAUUCCCCCGAGAUAGACUUAAUCUAGGAAAGCCCCUUGGCCGUGGUGCAUUUGGUCAAGUUGUGGAGGCCGAAGCCUUCGGCAUUGAUAAAACAACUACGUGCAAAACAGUUGCUGUAAAGAUGCUGAAAGAGGGAGCCACUUCAAGUGAGUACAGAGCCCUGAUGUCAGAGCUAAAGAUCCUAAUCCACAUUGGGCAUCAUCUCAAUGUUGUAAACAUCCUUGGAGCAUGCACCAAACUUGGAGGUCCUUUGAUGGUGAUCGUAGAAUGCUGCAAGAAUGGCAACCUGUCAAACUACUUAAGAAGCAAAAGGGGGGAAUAUACUCCCUACAAGCAGAGCAAAGCCCUCAAAUUGAAGCAAGCAAAAACCAAGAGUGUGAACGAGUUGAGUGCAGAAAUGAAACAUCGUUUGGACAGUGUUGCAAGCAGCCAGAGGUCUGGCAGCUCAGGGUUUGCAGAGGACAGAUCGCUCAGUGACCUGGAAGAAGAAGAGGGAGCGGAACACCUCUGCAAGACUCCCCUGACAAUGCAGGACCUAAUUUGCUACAGUUUCCAGGUAGCCAGGGGAAUGGAGUUCCUGUCAUCACGCAAGUGUAUCCAUAGGGACCUGGCAGCUCGCAAUAUACUCCUGUCAGAAAACAAUGUGGUGAAGAUUUGUGACUUUGGACUGGCCCGGGAUGUCUACAAAGACCCUGAUUAUGUCCGCAAAGGAGAUGCUCGGCUUCCUUUGAAAUGGAUGGCUCCAGAAACUAUUUUUGACAGACUUUAUACAACACAAAGCGAUGUCUGGUCUUUUGGUGUGUUACUUUGGGAAAUCUUCUCUUUAGGUGCAUCACCUUAUCCUGGAGUAGGAAUCGAUGAGGCAUUUUGUAGAAGAUUAAAAGAAGGCACAAGAAUGAGGGCACCUGAAUAUGCCAGCCCUGAAAUAUACCAGACCAUGCUGGACUGUUGGCUUGGGAACCCUAAGGACAGACCCACAUUCACUGAGUUAGUGGAACAUUUAGGAAACUUACUUCAAGCAAACGCUGAACAGGACGGGAAAGACUAUAUUCCUCUGACCACGUCACUGAACUUAGAGGAGGAUUCUGGUCUUUCGCUCCCCACAUCACCUGCUUCCUGCAUUGCAGAAGAAGAAUGUUGUGACCCAAAAUUCCACUAUGACAAUGCUCCAGGGCUUAGCAGGUACGAACAUGGGGGUAAGAGGACAAGUAGGCCAGUGAGUGUGAAAACCUUUGAGGAUGUCCCUGUAGAACAAACAGUCACUGAUAAUCAGACAGACAGUGGAAUGAUUCUUUCAUCUGAGGAACUGAAAACUCUGGAUAACCAGCAGAACCAAAAGCUGACCUUUAGCCCCAUUGUUCCCUGCAAGAGCAAAGAAUCUGUGGCAUCGGAAACCUCUAACCAGACGAGUGGCUACCAGUCAGGAUACCACUCUGACGACACCGACACAGCCAUGUACACUAAUGAUGAGACAGAAUUCUUACACAAGCAGGAAGCUCUUAAAUCCGGCUGCGUGCAGCCUGUGCAGUACAACCAUGUCAUUCGCUACAGCGCGCCUCCGGUGUAGAAGGAACAGAAUAAUCAGGGGGCCCUGCUGCAUAGCCUGCUCGCUGUAGUCUUUUGAAAGACAUUGCAAAGGACGAUGAACUGUUGCCACUUGGUGUCUUAUGAACUGCAUAAAAACAUUUGUGCGUGCAGAUGGAUCUGUGCAAGUCUUCCAAUUCCAGGCUCAUAAGGGCUAAAGACUGUAAAGAAGAAUAACAGUGUGUUUCUACUUUUUUUUUUUUUUUUUUUUGUAUUUCCAUCAGCAAAAUAAGCUGUGCAAACCUCACAGCAAUAGAGCACUAUUUUUUUCUCAUUGAUUUUGUUUGUAAGAAAUUAUUUAACAUGUUUGUAUUCCAAAAUUCAGAACGGGUCUAUUACAGGAAUAUCUUACACUAAAGUACACAACAUCCCCUAAGGUUUGCUUCUGACUGAAUCUGGAGAUCUAGAAGCAUUAAGUAGUAGAAAACACUGAAUUUAUCAAUGCAUUUUCUGUACAUUUUUCUUUUUCUUCUUCUUAUUAUUAUAAAUAGAACUGCAGCUUUGUAGCAUAUGACAAUGUAUGUUUUUGGGUGAUGCAUAAUCUGGCACAUAUUUAUAUAGCAAUAUGUUGACUGUUUUCUUAAUAAAUAAUAUAUUAUGUGACAAAACUAAGUAUAUGCACAAUAUUGUAUAUAUGUUUAAUUUUUCAUGUGCUUAGAAAUGCAUUAGUGUUGUUUGGAUCAAAUGUUUACUUUUUAUGUAAAAAAGAAGGAUAAUAAGAAACUGAAAAUACAAAAGGGCACAUUUAUCCAUAACUGGGCAAU
Molecule: messenger RNA, 5121 nt
Organism: Polyodon spathula (Mississippi paddlefish)
Lineage: Eukaryota; Metazoa; Chordata; Actinopteri; Acipenseriformes; Polyodontidae
Product: vascular endothelial growth factor receptor 2-like
Exons: 30
Coding region: 237-4340 (1367 amino acids)
Biological process (GO): positive regulation of angiogenesis; cell migration; vascular endothelial growth factor receptor signaling pathway
Cellular component (GO): signaling receptor complex; membrane
Molecular function (GO): ATP binding; vascular endothelial growth factor receptor activity; growth factor binding
Source: RefSeq, a predicted model, not a curated record